AUGGCUCUACUUGAUGAUAUGGAUGCUAAUGGAGCACUUCUUUGCCUUAGGCCCAUCCAAAUUGAGAGACGACUCAAGUCUUGGGGACCACUCGCAGGUGGAGUCAAUGCCUUGCAUACUUCGCAACAGAACACCAUACAUCAGGCAGGAACGCCUGCAACAAGUUCUCGGCGAGACCAAUCUGCCACGAACGCAGAGAACUACGCUCGGGAAAGCGAGGACAUUCUAGAGAUCGAGAAUCAGCCUCAACUUCUUCGUGAUCGGCCUGCAUAUUCCAACCAGAAAGACAUGCCCACAGGCCAUCAAACGCAUUGGGAGGAACUCAGAUCUUUGGAACCAAUCUCGGUUGUCAGUCCAAAGACCAGGUCCGAUCUCCUCAAAGGCGUCGGUCCUCUUUCGCAGGCGGAGCAAGCUUGCCUCGCUGACUUGUUCGAAAAGAUCCCAUUGGGACAAUUUGAUAACCCGUCAAAAGCCGGCUUGGGUAAUUUUAGCCCAGAGCGUCGGUAUCUAAAGAACAUUCUACCAUAUCUGCGCGGGUAUAUGCCGGAGCUGCUUGAAUCUAUUCAGCAUCCAAAACGGCCCGUUUGCAAUGAGAGCAAACAUACGACGCCUCUUUCCGAGACUUGCAACCCAAGCGACCUGGUGCACGACGGGAUUCUGCCGCAGCAUGGGAUCAGAGACAGUUUUGCUGGGAAGCAAGACCUGGAGCUAACUGAUGGAUAUGACCACCACGGAAACAACAAUCGCGCCAAACGCGUGUGGGACAGCCAUUCGUCAACACAGGCGGAUUCACCAAAACCGAUUGGUCCUAAUAAGCGGCGUGUGGCCCCUCAACGACAACAAAUAAGAUGCACUUCACCGGUAUUUUUCACAACAGCUAGAACUUCUACUAGUGUCAUGGCUGGCGCGAAAUCCAUUCAGCAGCGCCAAAGACGUCGCUACUCGUUUCAUCUAGGCGAAAACAAAGAAAAUGAGGCCCCCGAACCAUCUGAUUUUAUGAAGAGACGACAUUCCGCAAGCUCGAUGAGCUUUAGACGGAUAACGGGAAUGGCCUCUUGCUCGGGGGAGAGUUCUUAUGCUGUCAGUGACAUAGUAUUGGAUGAGCUGAGGGUAGAUGCUAGCAAUGUGAUUGCAGGCUUGGCGAAUUUUGUUCCGACGCCCACGCCCAACUCCCUGGCUGUGGAGAUGGAUCUGUUAGGCAUUGCCGUAGAGGAUUGA
Messenger RNA from Endocarpon pusillum Z07020, 1218 nucleotides. RefSeq lists its product as uncharacterized. The record is from RefSeq and is a predicted model, not a curated record. NCBI's taxonomy places the organism in Eukaryota, Fungi, Ascomycota, Eurotiomycetes, Verrucariales, Verrucariaceae. Bases 1 to 1218 code for a protein of 405 amino acids. The transcript has a single exon.